Molecule: messenger RNA, 1851 nt
Organism: Asparagus officinalis (garden asparagus)
Lineage: Eukaryota; Viridiplantae; Streptophyta; Magnoliopsida; Asparagales; Asparagaceae
Product: pentatricopeptide repeat-containing protein At2g42920, chloroplastic-like
Exons: 1
Coding region: 41-1666 (541 amino acids)
Biological process (GO): RNA modification
Molecular function (GO): RNA binding; protein binding
Source: RefSeq, a predicted model, not a curated record
GAGGGAGGGAUGUUCUCACUCACUUGCUCAAGAGUAAGAAAUGUUCAUGACACUCACUUGUUCACUCUCCUCCUCUCCCUCCAUUUCCAAGUUCAUCUCCUCUCACCCUUCCUUAACCCUCCUAGAAAGCAAAUGCACUAGCAUGAGAGACCUCCACCAAAUCCACACCCAAAUCAUCAAAACUGGCCUAGCCAAAGACCCUUUUGCCAUCAGCCGGCUCCACAACUUUUGCACAAACUCCGCCUUUGGCAAUCUCAACUAUGCAAUCCUCCUCUUCUCUCACACUCAAAAUCCAACUCCAUUCAUGUGGAAUUCCCUCAUCCGAUCUCUCUCCAAGAGCUCAGCUCCACACUUAGCCAUUUCUCUCUUCAUUGACAUGUUACACUCUCCUACACAACCUCAACGCCUCACUUACCCUUCUCUCUUCGUCGCAUACGCGCAACUUUGCUCGGCUCGCGAAGGUGCUCAGGCCCAUGGGCUUGUCGUCAAACACGGGCUUGAUUCCGACCGUUAUGUGCUCAAUUCUAUGAUUUCUAUGUAUGCGACGUGUGGUUAUUUACCCGAGGCCUAUCGGUUGUUUGAUGAUUGUAACGAGUUUGAUUUGGUCCCGUACAAUUCUAUGAUCAUGGGAUUGGCUAAGAAAGGAUUGAUUGAUGAGUCUAGAUGCUUGUUCGAUGAAAUGCCUUCAAAAAGUUUGAUUUCUUGGAGUGCUAUGAUUAGUGGUUACGUGAGAAAUGGGAAGGAUAGCGAAGCAUUGGAUCUAUUUCAUCGAAUGCAAUGCGAAGAGGUCGGGCCUAAUGUGCACAUAAUGGUUAGUCUAUUAGGCGCAUGUGCAAGCUUAGGAGCCUUAGAGCAAGGCAAUUGGAUUCAUGAAUACAUCGAUAAGAACAAACUUGAGUGCAAUUCAAUUGUAAUUACAGCGCUUAUCGAUAUGUACUGCAGGUGUGGCGAUUUAGCUAAGGCUAUACAAGUGUUCGAUAAUGCAUCGGUAAAAUCCUUAUCUACAUGGAACACAGUGAUUUUGGGGCUAGCGAUCCAUGGACAUGGAAAAGAUGCGAUCCAAAUGUUCUCAAGGCUCGAAUCUUCUGGGAUAAGCCCAGAUCGUGUAAGCUUUAUCAGUAUUCUCACUGCUUGUAGCCACUGUGGAUAUGUUGACAAAGCACGAUACUAUUUCUCGUUAAUGAGCGAAAUAUACAACAUUGAGCCUGGAGUCGAGCAUUAUGGUUGUCUAGUCGAUGUGUUAGCCCGAAAAGGGCUAAUAAAAGAAGCAGAAGAACUAAUAUCUACAAUGCCGAUGAAAGCUGACAAGAUAAUGUGGGGAUCAUUAUUAUCGGGAUCUAGGAGUAUCAGAGAUAUUGAGAUUGCUACACGGGCUGCGAUGGGGAUUUUCGAGUCGGAUCCUCGGGAUAGCGGCGGAUAUGUGAUGCUAGCGAAUGGAUAUGCAAACAAUGAGGAAUUUUUCGAUGCAGCGAGCAUGAGAAUGGCGAUGAAAGGGAAGGGAGUGAGGAAAGAGCCUGGGAGUAGCAUGAUUGAGGUGAAUGGGUGUGUUCGUGAGUUUGUGGCGGGAGGAAUUUUGCAUACUCAAGCGGUAGAAAUUUUUGAAGCGUUGAAUGGGCUAGGUUUGAAUAUUAAAUCGGCCUUCAAUUUGUUUGGUGACGGGAAAUAGAGAAGCCCAAUAGCCACGUCACCUUGUAUGGUGGAAUACAUUUUCCUAGGAGAUCCAUGGGCCACAAGCCCAUUGCAGAGCAAAAAAGGACUUUCUUUUUAAUUCGUGAUAUUUUGAGGUCACUUGUAAUAAUGACCUAUAAUAAAAUAAGAGUCGUAAAAAAAAACGUAAUUUAUUUGUAGAUA